Messenger RNA from Carica papaya (papaya), 561 nucleotides. NCBI's taxonomy places the organism in Eukaryota, Viridiplantae, Streptophyta, Magnoliopsida, Brassicales, Caricaceae. The record is from RefSeq and is a predicted model, not a curated record.
AUGUCAACGGACCCAGAUGAGAAUGGCAUAUUGGGGAGCCUGGACAAUGGGGCAGAAUUUCACCUGGUGAAGCCACUUACAUAUGACGAUGUAAGAAUCCUUUGGCAAUUUUCUGUCCUGAGGAAAAUAGAGCUCAAUAGGUUGCCUUCCUCUUCUUCCUCUUCUGAAAAUGGAAUGAGCAGCUCUGCCGCUGAAUCUCUCGAUAUUUUCAAUAGCAUCAGUCUUGAAUCUGAUGAUGACGAGGAGUCUGAUGCUAAUCAAAGUGGCUCCAAAAGGAAACAGCCUGAAAACUCCUCCAGCAGAAACUCAGAUGAUAACUCUGAUUCAUCCAUUGUCAAGAAGAACAGGAUUGUCUGGACUGAUGAGCUGCACAACAAAUUCGUGCACGCCGUUGAUUUUCUUGGUGCAGAAGAAGCUUUUUCGAAGAAUAUUCUUCAGCACAUGAACGCACCUGGGUUGAGAAAGGAAGACAUUUCAAGCCAUUUACAGUUUUCUUCAAAUCCGAUCAACAUGGGUGGAGGAGGCAUUUAUCAAUUUCCCGGCUCGCAGAAAGGGAUUGCG